This is a messenger RNA of Mercenaria mercenaria, 5808 nucleotides long. Its product is annotated as COMM domain-containing protein 6-like. The transcript is spliced from 8 exons. NCBI's taxonomy places the organism in Eukaryota, Metazoa, Mollusca, Bivalvia, Venerida, Veneridae. The coding region runs from base 52 to 654 and encodes 200 amino acids. The record is from RefSeq and is a predicted model, not a curated record.
CUUACUUCUCAAUGCAUUUUAAGUUAAAAAAGCGCUUGAAAGAUUUACAAAAUGGCUUCCAUAGUGAAAGAAGCUCCGGAUGGAUAUGAAUCAGCUGUUGAAUUGAUAAAUGCUUUGAAACAAGAGGAUCUUACUGAACUGGGUAGUGAGGUCCUUCAAUUCCUGCAGUAUAAAAUUGGUGCUGUAAAUACUGAAAAAUGGAGACAGAAGUUAGAAGGGUAUGCAAAAGAAACUGAUUUACAGAAAACACAGAACAUAAUAAAUGCUUUAAUAUAUACAUUCAGAUCUGCUGCAAGAAAUCGUACGAACAUUGAAGAGUUUACAGCUGAGUUGGCUUCUAGUAUGGUAUUUUCUGAUACAACCCGCACCACACUAUGUAACUUAUGGUCCAUGCAGGGAAAACAGUUGAUGUCAUGUAGUCUUGGAGAUCAUGUUCUUGGAGUUGGACAGUUAAUUGAUGUACAGUGGAAGGUGGGUAUGGCAGUGAGUUCUGACACAUGCAGACAGCUCAACUCUCCCUUUGUGACCCUGACCUUGACUGUAGCAGACUCGGGAGGAAAUCUCAAAACACACCCUCUGGAACUCACUAUGGACCAGUUUAGAAAUUUCACUAAUCAGCUAAAGGAGAUCGGAAAAGUGCUUGAAAUGGUCUGAAGAAAAAACUUCAUAGUAUAACUCUACAUUACCCAGAAUAUGGCAGGAUGAUGUCCCCUGGAAGAGUCCAGCGUCUGAGAGUUAGAAAUGUGUUUUGAUUGAUUCUUAGACAGAAGCAUCAACUAUUACAGUCUACUGAAUGAGAAUAUACUUUACAAGGAAUCUCUUGCUAUAUUAAGUGUACUCAAUAAAUACUGGUACAGUAACUAUGAAAUGAUAAUCAUCAUCUCAUUUUGAAAGUCAUCAGUGGUCAGAACUGAAUGCUGUAUACAUGCUGUAAACAGACCAGAUCAGACCAGAUUACUGACCAGAAAGAUUUUGAAAAAUCAUCAAAAAUCAAUUUCUCACAAUCAAAAUGUUCUAGCUGCCUAGAAGUGCUACAUAAUCCAAAUAUUUCUUCCUGACAUCUUGAUAUCGUACAAUUUUUUUUUUUUCACAUAACUUGCUUUUUGAUUUAACUAUUUUAAGAUUUAGAAGGACAUUUGUAGUAGUGUUGUUGUUGCUGCUGCUUUCAGGUUAAAGUUUUAUGACAAGCUUUCCAAUGUCAUUGUAUCUUUUUAAUUACAGUCAUAUCAUCAAUAGCAGAUCACUAUUUUAGUGCAUGUUAAUGCGCCUUCAUUAUUCAUAUACUUCAGAUAUGUCUAAUAUAGAGAUUAAUUGUUCCUUUCCCCAACCAUAAAGAGUUUACUAGUACAUGAAAUUAUUUUACAACAAAGAAGUAAUUUGUCAUCAUUCCACUCUCUGCUUUAAGUCAGUGGUGGAUCACCUGUCAUUAUUGGGUCACUUGUUUUGAAAAAUUGUGGAUCAUCUCAAAAUGAAAAUUACCUGUCAAAGUCAGUUGAAUUUGUCAACUACUAGUAAUCUAUCUGCCAAGGGACUAGGAUACAAAAAAAACAUUUAAUCUCCAAAUGGAAAGUUCAAAGAAGGAAUGAUUCCAUUACACUUCCCUACAGUACAGGAUUGUGUUUAUAAACUGAAGAAGCAAAGCAAAGAUUUAUGUUUUAUUCAACAUGAAAAUAAAAACUGUAACAAGAGGCCAUGCUUACACCCAGUCAACCAGUCCAGCGUUAUAUACGUGUAUGUCCUUUCAUAUUUUUUGUAAUUAUUAAUUCAUUAAAUUAAUAGUAUGCUUACAUUAAGAAUAUCAUUGAACCCGAGUGGAAAUAUUUUGUAUAUGAUCAGAAAUACGUCUGUAGCAUGAUGCAGUGAAACUGAACCAGGUAAGACUGUAAUUUUCAAAUACACUGUUUCCUGACAGUGGAUUACUUAGAAAAAUCAAUAAUUAAAAUAAUUUUUAUGCCCCCGAAGGGAGGCAUAUUAGUUUUCAACUGUCCACUCAUUCGUUAGUCACAACGAUAACUUUUUGCAUGAAGGCACUUUACUUGCGAACCACUGCACCCAGGACCUUUAAACUUCACAUGCUGAUAGUACUUAUUGAGUACACCACCCCUACUGACUUUGGGGUCACCAGGUCAAAGGUCAAGGUCACCAGGUCAAAGGUCAAGGCGCUGCGGGGGCAUUUGUCACCAUUAGUGACAGCUCUUGUUAAAAAAAAUAUUUCGCAACUGCAUCUGUAUGAAUGACUAGUGCCUGCUAAAUUUCUAACAUGGACUGGUCCAUCAUACCAGAUACCAAAUCCUCAUCCCAGGUUACAAGACACCCUUUACAGUAUUCCUUAUUAGCACAGUCUUUAGCUUUGUUUGUGCUCUUAGCUUGCGGCUCGAUCAGACCUUUCCCUUUUGAAGUAUUUCCUUUAGAUUUCCCCUUCUUCUGGAUAUUUGACAAUGAUGCCUUUUCUGACUGAUUAAUUUUCUUUAAAUAUGAUUUUGUUCUUUCUUUUCUUUUUGAGCGAAGUUUUUAACCUUCUCAAGUUCCUUUAAAAAUACAGUCUGGAUGGUUUCAUCUGAUGUAAGACUGUCUGGCAGUGUUGAAAGCAUUGUCUGUCUAACACUGUUGUAUUACGUGUUUAUUCUGUCAUAAUAUAGCAACAGAUUGUGUGCUAGAGAGAAAACACAAACAGGUGUUGCUAGUUCUGAAAUUUUACUGACCACUGGCUAUGCCAGUUUUCAUUUUGAGAACUGCGCUAAUUUUCUCAGGGUCAGGUUUCAGUCCAUCGGCACUUAUCACAUGAUGGAAGUACUUAACCUAUAUCAGACCUAUUCUCAGUUUAUCAGGGUUAAGUCGUAAACCUACUGCCUUUGCUCGGUAAAGGACAUUCCUUAGGUUGAUGUCGUGAUCUGCAUGUGGGCAUCCGAACACCAGUAAAUCAAUUAUUGACGUCACACCUGGUAACCCUUCAAACAUCUCGUCAAUUUUCCGUUGAAAAAUGUCUUUAGAACUUCAAAUUCCUACAAGCUGUCUUAGAUAUUUGUACUAAAUACUGUGUUAAAUGUUGUUAAUGAGGAGGAGCGGUCAUCUAGCUUAAUCGACCAGUAACCUUUGGUCGCAUCUAGUACACUAAAGUACUUGGCACCAUGAAGUUUUGACAUAAUGUCAUCACUGGAACGUAGUGGGUUUUCAUUCAGUGCUUUAGGAUCUAGACAAAUUCUUAGCUUCCCAGCUGAAGGUUUUUCUACACAUACAAGUGAAUUUACCCAAUUUGUUUUGACUUCACUGAGUCGAGCUCUGCUUUGAGCUUUUCUCUGAGUCCGAAAGGUUCUUUUAAUUGAGGCUUAACAGUGGGGAAGCAGAACUCUCAACAACAUAGAAAUGGGAACACACUGACCAGUUAUUGUAUUUACAGUGUAACUGUAUUUUCCCAAGCACUGAUAAUCGGUCACCUGUGUAGGAUGUUAACCUUGCAUUGGAUGGUUCCAAGGGGUGCUUAAGGUUUAACUGCUUAAAUGUGUGAUUUUGGAUGCAAUUAAUUUGUGACCCUGUGUCAAUUUUGCAACUUACAUCAGAUAAAUUAUCUUCUGUGCCAAUCAAAAUAUUUACAAAAACUUGUUCAGGAGUAAAUGAAAAAGGAUUUACCGUGUGUACAAAGAAUUCAUGGUCAUUCUCACUGUCCGAUUUACAUUUGUAAUCCAAAUUGUCACCAUCAUAAUGUAACUUGUGCACUUAUUUAGAUUUGCACCGCUUUGAAAAUCGAUUUAAACAUUUUUGUCCCUGUGCUUGACAGUUAUUUAAAGCUCUGGAGCGUUUAUUUCUGCAUCGUUCGCAUUUUUUAUUCUGUCCUUGUUGAUACCCUCUUUGUUGCUGGUGCGGCAUGUUCCGGUCUUUCGGGUAUGAAGUCUGAUCACGCCUGCCGUUUCCGCGUCCCUGGUGUCAGUUUAUUACAUCAACAGACUGUUGAGGUAUUUGCAAUCUGGUUGCAAUGGCUUGCACUUGCAACUGGUUCAAUUCCUACGCAUGAGCUACAUCCACGCAUUUUUCUAGUGUUAGGUCAGAACCUAAACCAUAAUCAACUUCUCUCGGACUUUGCUCAAUUUUACUCUGAAAACAAUGUGGUCCCAGAUAAGAUCAUCUUGUAUGCCUGCAGGAUAAUCACGUUUUUAAUUCUGUAACAAACUGUUUGAAUGGUUCACUUUCUUGUUGCUUUCUGGAUUUGAAAAGCUAUCUGUUAAAUAUGAUGUUACUUUUUGGUUUGCAAUAUUCUUCGAAUUUGUCGUAGUAUGAUUUCAGUUUCUUUUUCUGCUCAUUGAAUACUGGUAUGUCCCAUGUUGAGUAUAUUUGUCGUCCCUUCUCACUGACCCACAACAUUAAAUAGUUGCUCUGAAUUUCCUCUGUUUUGCUAGCUAACGGUCCUUUAAAUAUGAACACCGCAUGUUUCUUGAAUCUCUUAAACGCAAUGUUUAAGUCCUUUAAACUCCAGUCCGUUCUAGGAUUUUGUUGGUGAUUAUUCUUCAUGUUGACUCACUUGUAAACUUUACAAUUUUUUUUUAAAUCCCUGGGAAUCUUUUUUAUGCACUGUUUUACUGUCAGAAGUUCACAUUCUGUAUCCAUCCUGCUUCUGACACCAUGUUGUAUUAGGUGUUUAUUCUGUUAUAAUAUAGCCACAGAUUGCGUGCUAGAGAGAAAACACAAACAUGUGUUGCUAGUUCUAAAAUUUUGACCACUGGCUAUUCCAGGUAUAUGUUUGGCGUGAAGAUACAGAGCAUGUGCAUUAUAGCAUUCUAAAUAUAUUUAUAUAUGAUUCAUUCAUUAUACAACAAACACGCACGUUUCACAUUUUCUGUUGUCUUUGGAUACACGAGAACUUCAUUCAGUAUGGGUGACAUCAACUUUCCUGAUGUUGGAGGUUCUCCUGAAGUAUGCUCUCCGACCUGAAGUGCUACAUCUGCCAGCAUGUCUGGUGGCAUCAUAUCUCCGGAUGCCUAACCACAGAACAUGACAGUCAAGCAUUGUUUGCCGGCUUUCCAGAUUCGCUUUGGCUUUUCAAUGCAGUCAACAUUAAUCAGGAAAUCUCUGAACCUUGCAUACCACCUAUCAGUCAAGUAUUAGUUUAGAGCGUUUCAGUUCAAGUGGUGUCUCAGACCUUGUUGUAAUAAUAAUGUUAUUUUUAUUCCUAUUCUCAGAAUGAGGUCAGAAAUUCAGUCAUCAGAAAUGCUUGAAAAAGUCUUUAAGUGAUUUAAGGUAUGUGCUGUGGGGAAAAUAACAUCAAAUUUCAACUCUGAAUAAAUUAAAUGUUGCCUUUUAUGACCGUAAGCUUUAUUUUUUUUCGAUUCCUCCUUAAUUUUCGUUAAAGUUUUACGAGAUAAAACUAGGUGAUCUGCUAUUGACUAUGAUCCGCUAUUGAUGAUAUGACUGUACAGCCCCUAUUAUCAUCAAACUUCACAUAAAGGUUAUGGUACAGAAUGGAAUUUCAGGGGUUUUGAAUUACUGAUAGUAUCGGUGAGAUAAUAUGCAAACAUUCCUUACUUUUAGGUAAUUAUUGACUUAUCUUUGUAUUUUGCACUUAAUUUUACCUUGUAAUGACAUAGAAUUUUAUUAAACUUGAUAUAUCAGCAGAAACAAUUCUUUUAAAUAUUUUUAAGCCUUUUUCUUUUAUGUCCUGUCAGCAAAUGUUGUAUUUCCUGUGUCUAGGAUAUUUUCGAAGGGUGUACAUCCAUUUACUGAUAACUCAUUUUACAAAUAAUCAACAAGUGUAUGUAAUGCUAUUACAAUUGUAUCCCUUUGGAAUAUUUAUUAAAAUAUUUUUUGUGCUUCACUGGA